AAUGAAAGAAACAAAACCAAAGGCUCCGUUAUUCAGUCGACGUGCUGGUAGUAAUCGAGCAAAGAAACUGUACGAAAUGCAUAUUUCUGAUGUCAAAAAUCGACUGAAAAAUGUUCAAUAUAUGUCAGCUACAUGCGACAUAUGGUCUUGCAAGCAUAGAUCAUUUAUUGCGGUCAAUAUAUGCUAUAUUGACCCAAAGUCGUUUGAGCAAAAGUCAUUUCUCAUCGCCAUCGACCGAUUCGAGGGUUCACACACAAAUAAUGCGGUCGCUGCGAAGUUGAAAGACAUUUUCAAGCGCUUCCAUAUUCUUGGCAAAGUAGUCGGUGUGACCACCGACGAUGCAUCGGAGUUUGUUGUUGCAUUCCAGCGUUUUGGCGACAAUUAUGCUACCUACGAAAAUUAUUUGAACCUAAAUGAGCGUGACGAAGUGGCUAUUUCCGACUCUACGGUAUUUGAAGCCGAGCAACUGCGAAGUGAUGCAGACGCAAUAAUUCUCAGUUCGGAUGAUGAGGGCCAUGGUUAUGAUUACGACUCGGAUGAUUGGUUAAAUGUCGACGUCGAUGAAUCAUUGCCACCAAUCAUAAUUGAAAGCAUUGACGACAACGACAUGGAAACGACUCGAUCGCUGGCAAAUGAAUUUGGCCAAUCAACAGCGACAACAGCUCCAGAUGAGAAUUUUCAUUUGGUUCCGAUUCCAGUGCAAGUUGACUUCCGAACAGUAGUUCAUGACGAUGGUCCAAGCGAAGUAAACACAUUAUUGCCCAUUCGUAUCAAAUGUGCUGCGCACACACUCAAUUUGUUGGGAAAAACGGAUGCAAUUAAAGCGCUGCAAAAUAAAACGUAUGCGGCAGUGUACUGCAAAGUCAUGGCCAAACUCAACCUCCUCUGGCGUUAUUGCGGCCAUCGAAAAAAGUGCGAAAUAAUCAAGCAGUAUAUCGGAAAAGUUAUACUCAGACCACAUAAAAUUCGCUGGAACGCUUUAUAUGAUAGCAUACAUGAAAUUGUUCAGAUCGAUGCGUCUAAAUUGGAUGCACUUUUUUUCAAACUACAUAUAGCUGUUUUCACCGAGAGCGAACGACAAUUUCUGGGCGAAUAUCUCAAUGUGUUACAGCCAAUCGCCCAUGGUUUGACAAGACUUGAAGGAAACAUAUUUUUCGCAUACUUUCUCAUUACACUGUUCAACGUUGACGAGGAAUUGAGACUGUUGGAGUCAACGAACUUGAAAUUUGCAAAACCAUUGUUGAAAGCACUGAGAAAUGGCUUUGACACAAGAUUCAAAGAAAUGAUGGACAUAAACAAUGCUGCAUCCGUACCGCUUUAUCUCGCAAUGUUAUCGCACCCUUUGUUCAAGCUCAAUUUCUUACCAAUGCUAAAGACAAAAGAGCGUAGCACAGCACUGGAAUAUAUCGCUAAAUGCAAAGGCAUGUUAUUAAAAGCCAUUGAAGACAUCGAUUGCGAACAAAAUAAUAACCAAACUGCACAAUCAUCCAAUUCUGAUGAAUUCGAUGUGGCGAGUUUAUUAGAUAUGGAAUGUGGAAGAUCUGAUAUUAUAUUGUUGGAAAUCAAAAAUUUCCUUCGAGACAAAUUGACGACUGAUUUCGAAAGCACUUUUCGAACUUACCCAAACAUGAAAGAAGUCUUUCUUAAGUUCAAUUGUCUCAUGACAAGCGAAGCAAAUUGCGAGAGAAUCUUUUCCUACGCAGAUGCCAUCAGCUUUGGAUCGUAUGUCAAGGAAAAUAUGACAAUCAGGUGUACUAUGCCACUGUUUUAUCCAACAAUAGUGUGAGGCUGUUUUGCACGAGCGAAAGGCGAAACAUAAAUGAAAAAAUUUUCAAACAAAUAAAGAAAAAAAAAACAUUGAAUAAAGACAAAAGA
This is a messenger RNA of Sitodiplosis mosellana (orange wheat blossom midge), 1875 nucleotides long. RefSeq lists its product as uncharacterized. The transcript has 5 exons. The record is from RefSeq and is a predicted model, not a curated record. The coding region runs from base 2 to 1786 and encodes 594 amino acids. Lineage: Eukaryota; Metazoa; Arthropoda; Insecta; Diptera; Cecidomyiidae.